This is a messenger RNA of Annulohypoxylon truncatum, 2640 nucleotides long. Its product is annotated as P-loop containing nucleoside triphosphate hydrolase protein. The transcript is spliced from 8 exons. Gene Ontology annotation, molecular function: GTP binding; microtubule binding; GTPase activity. The record is from RefSeq and is a predicted model, not a curated record. NCBI's taxonomy places the organism in Eukaryota, Fungi, Ascomycota, Sordariomycetes, Xylariales, Hypoxylaceae. Gene Ontology annotation, cellular component: membrane; cytoplasm; microtubule. Bases 302 to 2524 code for a protein of 740 amino acids.
CAAUCAUGUACAAACGAGUUUGUUGGCCUCAAUGUGGUCGAGUCGUUUCAUCUGGGGGGUAGUAAAGAAGCAUAGUAAUGGCGUUCGAUUUGAGGCCAGCGCACCACGUAAUGUUAGCAAAGAGUAGUAUGCGUUCCCUCCAAUUUCCAUCCACUACUUAAAUACGUCCACGGAAUCUACUUUGAUGAGGAGAGAAUAAAGAGAACAUUGCUACAUACCUACCUACAUUUCUGUCGACCAAGGUUAUCUACCAAAUUUCAACACUAUAGAAUCAUAUCAAUAAUUUUGAACACCCAGCUUGAUGACAAAGAUCUCCAACAUGGGCAGCUAUGCGGGUAGUGCCGCGGUCCACGACCAGCCAACUCCUGGCAACCAUGCCAUCUUGACUAAGGUUGACAAGUUGCGUGAGCUCAUUGGCACGAAGGUCGCUCUACCGCAACUCGUCGUCGUCGGAGACCAGUCAUCAGGAAAGAGUUCGGUGCUUGAAGGCCUAACGGGCUUCGGCUUUCCUCGAGAUGCUGAGCUUUGUACGCGAUACGCAACUCAGAUAACAUGUCGUCGCGAGACGGAGGAAAGCAUCAACGUUUCUAUCAUACCCCAGCCCGACGCACCGCCCUAUGAGCAGGAGCGUGUCAAGAGGUUCCACCGUACUUUGAGAACUAUGAGCACGGAAAGUCUCGCAGAGCUAUUCAGAGAGGCCAACGACGCAAUGGGAAUAAAGAGCUCCACAAUGUCAACUUCAUCCGAUGGCACCAACCUCCCAGCAUUUAGCGAACACAUUCUCAAGAUCGAGAAACUUGGUCCCUAUGAAGAGCAUUUCACCGUCAUCGAUGUACCGGGUAUAUUUCGAAAAGAAACCGAAGGUGUUACCACUGAAGGUGAUAUCGAGCUGGUUCGGAACAUGGUCAAGAACUAUAUGAAGGAUGCUCGAACAAUUAUAUUGGCAAUCAUGCCUGCUAAUGUAGACCCUGCCACGCAGGAAAUCUUGAAGCUAGCUAAACAGGCUGAUCCGUACAUGACAAGGACCAUGGCUGUUCUCACCAAACCAGAUCUGGCGAUCGAGAGCACAAUGAAGAAUAUCGCCAUUCAACACGUUCUGGGCAAGAGGAACGACCUAUCUCUAGGAUAUUAUAUCGUCAAAAAUCGCGGCCCCGACGACGCUGACAAGACCCUCGAACAGGGCCAGGCCGAGGAGCGGAAUUUUUUUUCGAUUGACCCUUGGUCGAUCCUCCGGAAUACGGGUAGAGCUGGUAUUGUUGCGUUGAAAACGCGUGUCCGCGAGCUCCUGGUUGAUCUCAUCAAAAAGGAGUUUCCAAAACUCAAGACGGAUAUUGUCAAGGAGUUAACAUCACUAAGAUCUCAACUUGACAAGAUGGGCCAAUCGAGGAGUAACCAGCACACGCAAAGAGCUUACUUGAAUAGGAUAAGCGAGGCGUUCCAGACACUUGCUCGAGAUUCAUUGAACGCAUAUUACACUAGCAACGAUAUAUUCGAGGAGAGACACGACCUCAGGCUCAUCACUCGUAUUGUUGAAGAGAGCGAGAGGUAUUCGACUACCAUGUUGGAGGAUGGCCACACUCGGCCAUUCGAAUCUAAUUCGGAUUCUGAUGAAUCAAGUGAGCCUAUGCUUACUCAUCCCUACCCUGACGUUGAGGACUUUCAUUGUCCCGAGCUCGAGGGCAUCUUUGACCCCUCAGAUGUUAUUAUGCCAACGGCCAACGAUGAGGAUAACAUCAUGGAUUAUAUUGAAGGUGUUUACAAAGAAAGCCGUGGGCAAGAACUCGGAACAUUCAACAGUGCUCUUAUAUCGACCAUGUUCAAGGAGCAAACCAAGAAAUGGAAACCCAUCACGCUAUCCUAUGUAACUCAGGUUAUUUUAGAAAUCCAUCACUUCAUCAAAGAGAUACUCGUUCAAAUAUGCCCCGAUGAACGCGUAUUUGAUGAGCUAUGGGAUGGAUAUCUUCUCGAAAAGCUCCAGGACUCUUACCAUCGAGCCUUGACCCAUGCGAAGCUUCUACUCGAGAUCGAACGCGAAGGAGUCCCACUAACUCAUAAUCAUUACUUCAAUGACAAUCUUCAGAAGGCCCAAAGCGAUCGCCUGGUGGCUCUCAUGGAAAAGCUCGGAUUGGAGAGGAAAGCGCAAACUACAGACGAGGAAGGUCAUGUUACCAACAUCCAAAGGGGAUUUUUCUUCAACAAAAACACAUUGAAUACCUUAUCAUUCAAUAUGGCGAACUCGGAUCACGUCCGAAAAUACAUUCAUGACAUCCUUAGUAGUUAUUACAAGGUCUCUCGCAAACGCUUCGUCGACGUUGUCUGCCAGCAGGCUGUCAACCACUAUCUACUGAGAGGCAAAGGCAGUCCUCUCACAAUAUUUAGCACCCAGAUGGUUCUAGAUCUCAACGAGGACCAGCUCGACAUGAUCGCCGCGGAGGAUGCUCCCGUCAAGCUUCACAGGGAGAAGCUGGGGCGUGACAUCCAGAAUUUCGAGGACGCCUUGAAAGUAUUGAGAGGAUCAGGUUAAUCUUAGUGAUGGCUAUGAAUGAUGUAGGCUGGUUGGUGUGAAUUAAAUUGGGUUGACGCUUUUCUUUUCCACGGUGCUUGGUUCGGAUCAAUAGGAUAGGUAUCACUACUAAAGUU